Corchorus capsularis is the source of this 3111-nucleotide messenger RNA. The record is from the annotation of a GenBank genome assembly. Lineage: Eukaryota; Viridiplantae; Streptophyta; Magnoliopsida; Malvales; Malvaceae.
AUGAGAGUUGUGGCAGGGAGGGUACUAUCAACAAUAGCGAAACGGCGGAGAUGGCUAAGGAAGCCAAUCUCUGCCGACAUCGAUGAGUUGCAUCGUUUGGAACUGCCGGGGUUUGGGGGCUACCCGUUUACGGGGUUUUAUGGGAAGCCAGAGACUUCCUACCGUAAUGAAUCUUGGCAACUUUUGAGUACUCUUCGAGGCCAAUCGAGUCUUCCAUGGAUGUGUGCAGGGGAUUUUAAUGAGUUGCUAUCUAAUGAUGAGAAAAUUGGAGUGACAAAUGAUUGGCUGACAAAGUUUGGAGCUAGCUAUGAAGAGCAUAUUCCUACAACUGUUUCUGAUCAUUUAUUUUUGUAUGUAAGAGUAAGUGAUCAUCAGGAGCUGCGAUAUGGUAGGCAAUUGAGCUUUCGUUUUGAGAAUAUGUGGUGUUCACAUGCUGGAAUUGAGGAGGUGAUUCGAAGUGCUUGGGAGGAUCUGGGUGGGGUGGAUGUUGUAAGUAAAAUUCAUCAAUGUGGGGAGAAGCUGAAGCAGUGGGAUAGAAAUGUGUUUGGGAAUGUGAAAUACAAAAUUGGUUGGAUGAAACGUGAGUAUGAUAGAAGGUAUAAUGAGGCGCAGUUAGGUGGUCUAACGAAGGGACUACAACAGUGUCAAGAUGAGCUCAAUGAACUUUAUAAGCAAGAAGAAUUGAUGUGGCGGCAGAAAUCUAAAGCUACUUGGCUUCGGGAUGGGGAUCGGAAUACAACCUAUUUCCAUUCGGUAGCUUCGGCCAGGCGGAAUCGAAAUUUGAUUGCAGGGAUUAAGGAUGUUGAUGGGAAUUGGCAGACGGAUAUGCAGGUGAUUGAAAGGGAGAUUAUGGAUUAUUUCCAAACCAUAUUUGCUUCUUUGAAUCCAAUUACAAGUAAUAUUAGAUUGGUUACAACGAAAGUGGCGGAUCAUCUGUCGGCGGACAUGAAAAGACAUUUGGAAGAGGAAUUCACACCUGAGGAGAGGUUUUGGGGCAUUGUUGGCGCUGAUGUUACGAAUAUGGCACUUUCGUUUCUAAAUCAAGGAGAAAAUCAAAGUGCUUUUGUACCUGAGCGUAUGAUUUUUGAUAAUGCUUUUAUUGCUUUUGAGACUAUUCAUUUUGUGAGAAAUAAAAGGUCUGGGAGAAAAAAGCACAUGGCCUUAAAGCUUGAUCUUAGUAAGGCCUAUGAUAGGGUAGAGUGGUCUUUUCUUGAGGAUAUUAUGUGUAGUAUGGGGUUUCCGAGUCGAUGGGUAGCUCUAGUCAUGACGUGUGUGCGUACAAAUUUUGAGAAAGCUUCGGGUCAGCAGAUAAACAUAGAUAAGUCAGCUAUUAUGUUUAGUUACAACACUACUUCUGGCUUACGGGAUAGUAUUAUGCAGAGGUUGGGGGUUGAAAAGAUAAUGGAGAAUGAUCGAUACUUAGGACUACCAAUUAUGAUCGGUAGAUCUCGUACUAGGGAGCUUCGACUUAUCAAGGAUCGGCUUUGGAGUCGGGUGAAUACGUGGAAAGGUAAACUUCUUUCCAUUGCUGGCAAGGCAGUCAUGAUACAGUCGAUAGCCCAAUCUAUACCUUUAUAUCUGAUGAGUUGCUUUCAAUUUCCAAAAUCUUUCAUCCAUGAACUGAAUAUGGUAAUUGCGGACUUCUGGUGGGGUGAAAGAAAUGGGAGAAAGAAGAUCCAUUGGCGAAGCUGGACAGAUUUAUGUGUUUCCAAGAUGGAUGGGGGACUUGGCUUUCGUGAUUAUGAAGCUUUCAACCUUUCGCUCUUGGCAAAGCAGUGUUGGCGCUUAGUUCAAAACUCGGAUUCGUUAUGUUUUAGAUUAAUGAAAGCUAAGUAUUUUCGGGGUUCGAAUUUCAUGGCAGCUCGUCAAGGUAGGAACCCUUCAUUUCUUUGGAGAAGUCUUUUGGCUGGGAGAGCAGUCUUGGCAGAGGGCUGUCGAUGGCGAGUAGGUGAUGGAGCUAGUAUAAGAGUAUUUGUUGAUAAGUGGAUUAAUUCACCUCCUAGCUACAAGCCUAUGUCUCAGUAUGUGGAGGAUGAAAAUCUGAAUAUAAGAGUCAGUGACUUAAUUGAUGUUGAUCUAAAAGCUUGGAGGGUUGAUGUGCUAGAGCGGUUGUUCAGUGAUGAGGAUAAAUUUCGAAUACAGUGUCUUCCUUUGUCUUCUUAUCCAAGGUGUGAUAGUCUUGUUUGGAACUUGGAUCCUAUGGGACAAUAUACUGUAAAAUCAGGGUACUUUGUGGCGCGUAAGCUUCUUGGCAGAGAAGAAUUUCCAAUUCAUUCGAGAUCGAUAAUUUGGAAGUCAAUUUGGGAUGCUCGUAUAUAUCCCAAAGUGAGGUAUUUUGCGUGGAGGUUGGAGGUGUGGAAUACUUCUUGUCCUCGGAUGGCUAAUUUUUUGGAGGAUGAAAUUGAGGAAAUGGAAUUUUGGUCUAGAUUAUUUAGUCGAGCAGCUCAAUUGGGAUCGAUAGAAAGAGUGCUUUUCACUUUAUGGGCUAUUUGGACUAAUCGCAACAGAUGUUAUCAUGAGGUUGUGUGUGGUUCUGCUAUAGCUCUCACAUUGGCUGUGGCUCACCAUUUGCAGCAAAUGAUCCAAGUGUUUCCUGGUGAAAGACGAGGAGGAAUUUCAACACAACUUGUGCGAUGGAUGCCUCCAACUGUUGGGAGUUUUAAACUCAAUGUUGACGCAGCAUUUGACAAGAAUAGAGGAGUUGCUGGUUUAGGGGCAGUUAUUCGGGAUCAUAACGGUGAUGUAAGGAGCUAUGCUACUAAGCAACUUAGUUUUGUAAGUGAUCUUUUUUAUGCAGAGAUUUAUGCAAUUAAAAUGGGACUACAAUUAGCAAAAGAGGAGGGGUUACAAAGGUACUUGGUGGAGAGUGAUUGUUUAGUAGGGAUUUCAGCUAUUAAUAGCAGUAGUACUUUAUUUUGGGAGGGAGCUUGUUUAAUUGAUGAGAUUAGGAAUUUAGCCACAUCUUUCGAGAGUAUUAGAUUUAGACAUUUAAAUAGAAAGGCUAACUAUUGUGCUCAUGGUUUAGCAAAGUUUGCUUUUCAAACUUGUACUGACUAUGUGCGGUACGGGGAGUUACCCCCCGAUGUUUGUAAUCCGGAUUUACAAUUUUAA